Messenger RNA from Capronia coronata CBS 617.96, 1611 nucleotides. RefSeq lists its product as uncharacterized. Lineage: Eukaryota; Fungi; Ascomycota; Eurotiomycetes; Chaetothyriales; Herpotrichiellaceae. Bases 1 to 1611 code for a protein of 536 amino acids. Gene Ontology annotation, cellular component: nucleus; cytoplasm. The transcript has 2 exons. The record is from RefSeq and is a predicted model, not a curated record. Gene Ontology annotation, molecular function: metal ion binding; poly(A) binding. Gene Ontology annotation, biological process: regulation of mRNA stability.
AUGUCGGCCAUCGCUCUCGAGACACCGCUGGCCGAGGCCCUAAACAGUGCUGUCCACUCCAAAAUUGUCGAAGAAGGCUGGACACAAGAGGAUGAUACUUCGUUAGCCGAGUACAUUGUGCUCAUGCUUGCCAAUGGCAAAACUCAAGAGCAAAUCGCAUCAGAGCUCGCGGGCGAGUUAUUGCAGGAUGCGAAGGGCACGACAGAGUUUGCGCAGUGGUUAUUUGACCAGGUCAAUCAACUCUCCAGCGGCACAACAAGGUCUGGUGCCGCAGAUCCAUCGCAAUCCUCCGGCCAGACUAGUCAGGCUGUCGCAUCAGAGACAGCGUCGGGCAACUCGACAGAAAAUGGCAAUUCGGCGAUACCGGCGGCGUACGACCAGGACAUGGCCGAUAAUGCCCCCGAAAAUGCGCCUCGAGGACCAAAGAGCUUGCACGGAGGCCGAGGAUCUGGCAGAGGUGGACGAGGCGGCGGAAAUAACAAGACCGGCGAGUCGGCGCUCCAUCGAGUGCGCGGCAACGAUCGGAUCAACACACACUCGCGCGGCACACCGAAAGGGCCCCGCAAUGCUCAGAACCGUGAUGUGCGCCCUGGCAUGCAGAAAGCCUUGAACAACAUGGCCAUGCCCGGAGCGCAUCAAGGAUUGCAGAACCCCAUGAUGAUGAAUGGAGGGCAACAGGGUCAGCCGAUCAUGACCCCACAACAACAGAUGGAGUUUAUGGCGAUGAUGGAACAACAAACUCGAAUGCUCGCACAGAUGACGGGCAUGAUGCCCGGCGCGGUCAACUCUUUCCAACCGGGCGGUAGCCCACAGAACAGCCAAGGCCGGUCAUUGUUUGAUAGAGUCGAGCCCGGGCGCGGUCGCGGAGGCAUUCGAGGACGAGGACGUGGCGGCAACCAUCAGAACGGACACAUCAAGGGUGCAGCCAAACCGACCGACCAAGAGACUGCAACUGAAGGCGACGGACAGAGUUCCGAAGCCGGCACGUCCGCGAUGGAUGUGGAGCAGAACUCUCAAAGCGAACGAAAGCCCCUUGAUCCCGCCACCACCAUGUGUCACUUCAACCUACGUUGCACCAACAAAGAUUGUCCUUACGUGCAUCAGUCGCCCGCGGCGCCUGAAGGCACGGUGGUCGACAUGAACGACACCUGCUCCUUCGGCGCGGCGUGCAAGAAUGUCAAGUGUGUCGGCAAGCAUCCAUCACCGUCCCAGGUGCGAGCGUUCCAAGCACAAGAGCUGUGCAAGUUCUUCCCCAAUUGCACGAAACCGAACUGUCCAUUCAAACACCCAUCGAUGCCGGUAUGCCGGUUCGGAGCCAACUGCAAGACGCCGAACUGCCAGUUCACGCAUCUCCAGACUCCUUGCCGCUAUAACCCCUGCACAAAUCUACGGUGCCCCUUCAAACACGAGCCGGGCCAGCAGAAGGUCAACAACUUUUCCGAUUUCACAUGGACCCCUGACAAGCAGGCCGAUGCGAACGCAAGCAAAGACCAUCUCAGCAACCGCAAAUUCGUCGACGAGCAAGCUGGGGAGGAGGAACUGGUAAGACCAGAGGACGGCAAUGUCGAUUCGAAUGGAGAUGCGGGUAUGACCCAGGAGGUGAUUACUUGA